Molecule: messenger RNA, 609 nt
Organism: Liolophura sinensis
Lineage: Eukaryota; Metazoa; Mollusca; Polyplacophora; Chitonida; Chitonidae
Product: gastrula zinc finger protein XlCGF49.1-like
Exons: 2
Coding region: 1-609 (202 amino acids)
Biological process (GO): regulation of transcription by RNA polymerase II
Molecular function (GO): DNA-binding transcription factor activity; RNA polymerase II cis-regulatory region sequence-specific DNA binding
Source: RefSeq, a predicted model, not a curated record
AUGGCUUACGGAGGAGGAGGAGGAGGACGUGGAGGGGGAAGAGGAAGAGGAGGGAGAGGAGAAGGAGAGGCUUCGGCAAAGUUUACUUGUCGGACGUGUGCCAGGCGGUUUUCCCGGCGGGGCAAUUGGAUGAGACAUGUUCAGACACAGCAUGCCGAGAGGGAGAGGUCUCCGUUUAAUUGCUGCGCGUGCGCCAGGACAUUUUCCCGGUGGGACGCGUGGCUGCGUCAUGAAGAGGAGGAGGAGGAGGAGGAGGAGGAGGAGGGAGGACUAGCGAGGUUGACGUGCCCGACCUGCGGGCUGACGAUUUCCCGCCUGAGCCAUUUGGUCCGGCACCAGCAGCGACAUGAAAAACAGGAGCGUGUGUACAUAUGCGAAGGGUGUGACAAGACGUUUUACCGGUUAUGGCAUUGGCCCAUCCAUCGACGUGCUGAACACGGAAAGGAAAGUCACACACCCACCCACACAUCGUUUGAAUCAGCAAUACCAUUUGUGAGAGAGAAUUUCAUGGGGAAUAACUCUGGGCCGCUUGUUGACACGGCUAUAGACGGGGACCAGUCUUUGGCGCUAUAUGGUUCAUCUAAGCCCACAUGUUUAAACGGGAUGUGA